AUGGCGGAGAAAGGGGCAGGGAUGGCCACUCUUAGAUUCACCUGCAUCAUAGUUUGUGCUGUUUUACUGGGACAAGGAUCCCCUGAGAAGACAGGAGGUGGUAAAGACGACCAAAGAGACGCCAUUCUUCAGGAAAUUAUUUCAAAAUGGAGUAAAGGAGGCGGCUGGAAUCCUCAGAGAGCUACUCCAGAAACAAAUAAGGAUCAGUCUGUGCACCCUUGGGUGAGGAAUAUCAUGGGGAGACUAAAAUCGCUUGGGCUUCUUCCCAGCAAGACUCUGCCUUCACUAAACAAGUCAAUUGACAGACACCGGCUCUCUGGCUUUCUCUACAACAUCUCCCUGUACCUCCAAGAGAUGGGCGCUGAGCUGGAGGAGGCACCGGCGGAGCCAGACGAGCAGCAGCUGUGGGAGAAGGUGCUGCAUUUCUUGCUCCAGUCGGAAGGGAGCACUGCGCUGAACCAGUGGAACGGCCAGGUGCCACCGCGACCCAGCGUCAAACUGCAGGACUGGUUUUUGUCCCUGAGGGGUAGUCCUCACUGGGACUGGCUCCUGGGGCUGCUGCAAAGUCUCCUCUCUCUCUCAGAGCGUCAGCCCCACAGGCCUCUCCUGGCUUUCUUAUCUCAGAACUGGAGAACAGUGAGCGCCGUGCUGGAAGCUGCACUACAAGCUCUGGUCAGUGGGACGUACGGCCAGGCCAGUGCCGGCCUGCAGGGCUUCAUUUGUGCUCUAAAGGGUCGCAAUGACUGUGCCUUCAGCGUCAGUUGGCUUCAGCAGGUGCUGCGUUUCUUAGAAACCCGCAACUGGAAGCCUGUGGUCAGUCUACACCCAGCAGGAGGGGAAGCAGAACACAACAAGGGCUCCGGUGCAUUUGGACGUUUGAAGCCCUUCAGCAUGCCUCCUGAGGCCAUGAGGCAGGACGGGUUGUCUGGGAACGUAUCUACAGAAGACAAGAGGGCUACAGAGGAAGACCCAGACUCUAUGCAGAGUUUCCUGCUGCAGGCGUUAUCACGUUCAGGUGGAGGAGAGCGAGGAGGCCAGAACGUAGCUCUUGUGCAGGGUUUGGAUGGGCUGAGGAGGGGCCUCCUGCACAGGGUGGGUAGUUCUGUGUAUGGUAAUCUGAGGAGGAAAGUGUCACGAGUUACCAUGGCACUGCUUGAUGAUGUCAGCACCUUGGUGGAUGUGCCACAGCCCAGCGCUCAGAGCCGGUGCUCAGUCGGUGACCUGAGACAGCUGAUCCUAUGGGGGAUAAGGCAUAACGUGACAUGGAACACCCAGGCUUUAGGCGUUCGAUCCCAGGGCCUCCCAAGCUCACUCCCAUUCCUGUCAUGCCCAUCCGCUGAAGGAGAUGGACUAAGAUCACAACAAAUACACUCUUCUCCUAAAACAGCCCCUUCUUCACGAACAGUAUCCAAACACAACCGCCUUCAUGAACUCUCCACUGCGCCUCGCCACUCCCAGGUCAACCAGUCAAAAACAGGGAACGCAAGAGAGAUGAGCAGUGAGCAGAGGAAAGAGACAGAGUACCCCACCUCAACAGAAAUCCUGGAGGCAGCGUGUAAUGAAUCCAUCCCGGGCCUGACAGGGGUCUCCAACUUUACUGUGUUCCUCUACUGUAAACUGUUUGACGGGGAGAACGGGGCAAUUGAUCCUGCAGUGGCUCAGAUGGGGCUCGACCUGCAUGCCACCUGCUCCGAUGCAGCGUGGUACCUGUCUGCUGCAGAGGACGACUUCCUCUGGGUCCAUGUCUGCAGCGAGUUCUUCGCCCAUGAAUUCAACAACACUGUGUGUGCCAAUUCCUCAUUCUGGCUGCAGAAAGCACAUCAGGCUGCAGUGACUAAGGACUACCAUUUUUUCAACCAAACAAGCAUAGACGAGCUGUGUGUACAGCUGUCCGGUGGGGCAAUAGGAAGUCCUGAACUCGAUGAGAGCUGUCUGGCUCAGUUGGGCAGCAGGUCGCUCAGUGCCCAGGCUUUCAGACACUGCUUCCUGCCGAACAACUCCGUCCUGAUUGCAGCUUUGUGCGACAGAGAGUCCCCUGACUCGCAGCCAUCCUUGCCAGACGCCAGCUGGGCUGCAGCAUACUGCUCCAAAGUACUCAACCUCUCCCAUGCUGAUGCCAUCGAGGAGAGCUGUCAAUACAGGGAGUGGGCUGCGCAUCGCUUCACCAACACCACCCUCCUGGAGCUCUGCGGGCAGACACCUGGGUUGAGAGAGUACAUGUGUCUGAACACCUCACUGUACAACCAGCUGCUAAGAUCUGUGCCUCAGUUUGACGAUUUCUGUGCUGACCUUGAAGCAGAACUCGAGGGCAGGAAGUGCUUCUUGCAGAGGUUUUUUGACAUGCUCCCAGCGCCAUAUGAGUUUGACACAUCGCAGCUGUGUGUGGACCCAGCCCCACUGCUGGUUGACAUCUUUCACAAGCUGAGUGUGUGUGAGGUCGAGGGAGGUGAGCGUGAGGGGUUUUUAGUGGCGCUGGGAUACGUUUUGCGAGUGUUGGACUUCAUGGUGGGUCUCUCCUCGGGGCUUGAUGAAGGGGAAGGGGAGGCAAGAAAAGGGUUGGGUCAGGCCAUCCUCCUCUCCAGUCUCCUUGACAACACAUCCUGGACUGCGCUGCGACCAGAAGCCUCAACGAGCGUCCUCCGCACUGUGGGAGUCUUCCUGCGCCGCGAGCAGAACACCACUCUGAAAGAGGACCUGCUGAGCUGCUUCAGUCCUGUCUUGUGGGACCUCAUCCGGUGGGACGACAACUCAUCCGCUCUCAGGGUGCUGCUGCAGGAGUACCUCCAGAUGCCAAGAGACAGCAUUCGCACUCUUGUGAUGUCUGCCGAAAAAGAUGCUGUGAAGAGAUUUCUCUCCCAUAUGCACCAAAGUUGGGAGGAGCUACAAGUUGAAACCAGCCAGGCCUCUCAAAAAGAGCUGCAGGCCAUGGAAACAAUGACCGCAGCCUUCAUCCACAAGUUCCCCCGAGUGACCCCGGAGCUGUUCGUAGACCUGUCUCAGUUCAUCCCUUUCAUGUCUGUCUCUGACAUUAUGAGCUUCCCCGCCUCCCUGAUUAUCAACGACACUGUAUUGACGGCCAUUCGUGACCACAGCUCAGGGAUGAAGUCACUGCAGAAAAAGGCCUUCGUAAAGCGACUCCUGCAGUCGAGUGUGGUGGGUGACGUCCCUUCGUGGCCACCGUACUUUCUCAGUUCCAUCCUCCCACUCCUGCCUUACCUCCCAGUCAGUCAUUUUCAGCUACUGACAUCACAACAGCUUGCUCCUCUAGUUGAGUUGCUGGGCAACGGCAGUCUGGAUGGCGUAAGGGGGCGCCAUGUGCUCCGCACCCUCUUCAGCAAGAAGAAGAAUCUGACCAGUGAGCAAAUACUGAGGUUAGGAGUCCUUGCAUGUUACCUGGAUCCAGCGGUCCUGGGUUCGUACGUUCAGGACUCUGCUGUGUCCUCUGCUCUCUGGCAGCAGCUGGCUCAGUGCAUGUCCAAGGGGUUCGUCUGUGCCAGCGGUCGAUUGUCCUCUUGGCUGAUACCAGCACUUCAGGCCCUGAAUGUCAGCAGCAUGUCUCCUCAAGAGUUGUCUGCUCUCAGUGGUCUUCUACCCCAACUCGGAGCUUCUUUCCUGCUGUCUCUCCCCUCACAACAGCUCCUGGAAGUCCUCUCACAACCAGGAAUACACAAAUAUUCCCCAGCACAGGCCUUUCAACUGUUAUCCAAGAUUUCAGAGGACACCAACCUCACCAUGGAGAGACUGUGCAGACUGAAGCCGUUGCUCUCUGGUCUCUCCCCUGCUGUGCUCAGAAACCUCCAGUGGCCUGAGAUCAGUCAAACUGCCCACUGUCAGUGCUGGAGAACGCUGUUGACCGAGCUCAAGCCGGGCCAUAGGGCCAUGCUGUACAGUGCAAUUCAGGAGGCUUUACACCGAGACCUGCUGAACUUCACACAGCAAGUAAACUGCCUUCUCCCAUUUGUACCUCUGAGGAAGCUGAUGGAGGCCACGGAUGGAGAAACAGUCCCGAGACACAUAAGCCUGUACCGAGACGUUCACUGGUCGCCACAGCAGGCUCAGUUUCUGUUUAAAAAAGCCUAUGACUUUGAAAACAUUACCUUCAAGUCAGUGAGGUCUCUGGGUCAAAUCGCCGGUGGCAUGAGCUGUAACUUUCUGAGGCUUUGGACCAACGAUACAGAUUUUGCAGAGCUGCUUCAGUUUGUUAGUGAGCUGCCUGGAGGCAGGAGACCUGCCCUGAGGAAAUGUAUUGUAGAGGAAAUGAGGAAACAUCCUGAACUCGACCUCACUGUUUUGAACCCUGGGUUUGCUGCAACAUUACCAGUGACGAUGAUCGAGAAUCUCUCGAAUGCCUCCUUCAAAGCCAUUCUGGACAACAUCAAUGCAAACUUUGCUGAUUUCCUCAGAAUGCCUCAUUACAAGCAGAUGAAUUUAGCUGAGAAGGCCAAAGCUGAGCUGGGCUCUUCUCAGGCUGAGGAGGAGAUUGAUGGUACCACUCUGGACGCCCUGGGGCCUUUACUGCCUUUCUUGGACCGGGACAGUCUGGCUCUGGUGAACAGUGGAGCUCUGACUCUGCGGCUGGAGGAGAUGAGAAGUUUCUGCCUUCCUAAAGAGGCUCUGAGAGACAUCAGUUCCCUGCUCACGCAGAAAGACUUGCUUGGGGAUCCUUCCAAAUGGCAAGUUUGGGAUGUCGAACAUUUGGGCAGAUUGGUGUUUUCUCUCUCAGCAAAGCAGAUAGAUGCCAUCUCACUGACCGUGUUGAAUAAAGACACAGUGGAACAGGUCCUGGUGGCUCAAAGGUGCUGGGAGAACAGUGUGUUGGGUGGAGUCUGUAGUACUCGGUGUGUGGACCAGCAUCGCCGGAAAGAGCAGACGCAGAGUCUCAUCCGAGGGAUCGUCAAAGCACGGAACAGGAGGGCAAAAGUGCCGGUUCCGAGCUGUGCAGAUAUCAGAGGGACGUUUCCUUCAGCCUGGACAUCCACUCAACUCAGUCGUAUGUCGCAGGAGGAUCUGAAACAGUGUGUAGAAGUUCUUGGUCAGGAUGCUUCACUGAGCUCUGAGCAGCGCCGCUCACUCUGGAUGAAACUAAAGCAGUCCUUCAGUGCAGUGAGAGAGCUGAGGGCGGAUCAGGUGCUGUCUCUGGGCUUUAUGGUGACUGAGAUGGGAGAGAGGGAGCUGCAGGACACAGAUCUCACUGAGGCGGGUGUGUUGGCACAUCUGGGGACGCUGACGGGCUGGAGCCCUAAAAAGAUGAGGGCAGUGGUUCUAGGUGUGAUGCGGAGACGCAAACUGAAAGUGGAGCAGUUAACAGUUGUUGAUGUGGCAACAUUUGGCCAUCUGAUCUGUGGUCUGUAUCCCUCAGAGAUCAAGAGACUGACCCCGUACAUCCUCAGUGUGGCGGCCCUGUUCUUGCGGGAGAUGUCCCUGCCGUGCACAGAACAGCAGAUGGAGGCGUUGGCAAGUCGUUUGUCCAGGCCGGAGGCCUUUGGGCCCGUCAGUGCAUGGGGACCCGAGGUUUUCACUGAAAUUGGGACACUGGCAGUCGGCCUGCAGGAUAUGGCGCUGUCAGCUCUGGUACAAGAACAAGUGGAGGGAAUCACCCCUGAAGCCAUCGCCCUGAUGUCACCAGAGAAGAUGGCAGUGGUGUUCAGUGCCGUUCAGUUGUCGUGGCUGAGUGCGGAGCAGGCGUGGGCCGUCACCGAGGAGCAGUGGACCGAGCUGGACACUGAGCAGAGACACGCAGUGGGGCUAGCUCGGUUUGAAGGAGACGCCCUGUUGGAGCUGAGAGGGAGAAACUUGGCUCCAGCUGCCCUGAACACAGACGGUGCUGCUUUCUGCUCACUGGCUCUGUGCCUCCUGUUGUGGACACUAAUUUAAAAUGCUAAAAAUAAUUAAUUGUCCAAUGACCUUCCUUGGUAUCAUCAUAUUUGUUAUCAUCGUAUUUGUACACCAAAUAAAUAUUUUGAACUGUCCUGUUCCUUCUGUGCUCUGGUCCUUUAGAUUAUGUUUCAUCUGCCUGUGCUCUGCUGCACAUACUUCACU
Scophthalmus maximus (turbot) is the source of this 6039-nucleotide messenger RNA. RefSeq names its product stereocilin. The record is from RefSeq and is a predicted model, not a curated record. Bases 1 to 5874 code for a protein of 1957 amino acids. Gene Ontology annotation, cellular component: kinocilium; stereocilium tip; cell surface. The transcript has 29 exons. Gene Ontology annotation, biological process: cell-matrix adhesion. NCBI's taxonomy places the organism in Eukaryota, Metazoa, Chordata, Actinopteri, Pleuronectiformes, Scophthalmidae.